AUGGCAGAAUCGAUCUGUUCGAAAUCGAAGGACAUAGACUUAACUCGAUACCAUCAGCGAGAUUUAUCUCGCACUUACGAGUUUCGGAUGGCCUGUGCUAAAUCAGGUCCUCCCAAAUCGAGAAUUAGGCGCAUCAUUGCCCCUCCAAUGGAGAAAGUGGAGUCUCCGACUUCACAGCCCGGAGGGGUAAUCCGUCUGGAUCCCGGCAGUGGUCAAAAACCAAAGACCUUUACAAUGCCGGGAAUUAUAACACCGGAGACCGGGCCGAGCUGUUCCGACUGGAUUGCUGCAAGAAAAUCAUUUCGGCACCAGCUGGACAGCAUGGGUGAUGUCUGGGAGUACCUGCAGGGGAAACCGGUACUUACCGAGUCUGAGGCCCGAGUCAAAGAGAGACUGUUACGGUCCAAAAGCCUCACCCCCCGCGGAACAUCUUCAGACCGGGAAGCCCCGGAAGGGGUGUCGGGGAAGAAGGCAAAAGGACCGGUAACCAACUUAAUUACCGCAGACACGGCAAUGGACCGCAAGGUUAUCAAAAGUCCACGGUGCCGCUUCACCGCACCAACCCUUCAAGCUCCCAGCCCGGACGGUCUGGGAGUCGUGGACAAAUACUUGCACCAGCGCCGCCUGCGUCUCGUGGACACUUACAACCAGACUGACAAGGCCAAGAAGAAGACCAUAUCCAUCAAUGACUUCAAGGCUGUCAGGAAAGAGGCUGGAUUACCAAUGAGUGACACUCAGGUUGAAGAUAUGAUAAUCUCACUGAGCGACAGCACUCCAAACUCUGUGAACUAUAAGGAGCUGUCCAGAGGUCGUUCUGCUUGGAGGAAAGAGCAUACGGAGGAACACUUUAAAAACAUCAACGCAAAACCAGCUACAACACUCCCUCCCAUUUCUCCAAGAGGACAGAAACCUUUGUGUCCUGAUGAUGUCGACCAUACAGCGAGGGGAUCUUCGCCCAGCUAUGGUGAGCAAAGUGAGAGCAGCAAUUCACGCUUUCUAAAAUUGCCCCCAAUUGACCUUGAGGAGAAGAGACCCCUCAGUUUUGAGGACAUGGAAGAUGUCAUCAAGGAUUACAGAGAUCAAAAGCGCAGAGUAAAGAGUAACACCCAGCCCCAACAUUGGUUGGAUCACAGUCGUACCGUCCGGACUUGGAAUGAUGCAGUGGACGCCCACUCUCAGCCAUCUACGAUGGGCGAAGAGAUUGGAGAAAAGGCGAACAAGUACCGGAUGAAGUGUUUGUGGCAGUACCACGAGAUCCUGAAACUUUGUGAGAUCUACAAAGUGCCAUUGUCUGAGGAACUUCUAGAGAGAGCGCUGUUGUACCCCGGGGACCGAUGGGUUUCUGCUUCAGGACAACCUUUAAAGAUUCGUCAACCUGGAACAGAUGCUUUUUCCAAAAAAGAUGUCCUCAAAAAGCACAUCCUUACUUCGGGGGAACUUCUAGGUCGUGGAAAACCCGGGGACCGAUUGAUUCGUGCUUCAGGACAACCUUUAAAGAUCUGUCAACCUGGAGAUGUCCUCAAAAAACAGACCGUUCUUCUAGAUCGUGGAAACACUGGCAAAACUCAGAGAGUCAUUCCUGCCCGUACACCAUACCCUCCUAAGGCCUAUGUAAAACAAGUGAAAGCCAGAGUGAGAGGGGAUGUGAAGUCCACCAAGGAGACACUGGACUGCUGGGUCACAUUUCAGCAGUUCAAAGGGAUGAUCUGUAACCUGAAGAGGAGAUAUGCCUACCGCUUCAGGACCACUGAAGACAACGCCUUUUGGCCUGGCCAUCUCCUGGACAAGCUUCGUGUCUAUCUGCCGCAGUCAACUCAGGCAGAAUAA
Molecule: messenger RNA, 1827 nt
Organism: Spea bombifrons (plains spadefoot toad)
Lineage: Eukaryota; Metazoa; Chordata; Amphibia; Anura; Pelobatidae
Product: EF-hand calcium-binding domain-containing protein 12-like
Exons: 8
Coding region: 1-1827 (608 amino acids)
Source: RefSeq, a predicted model, not a curated record